Trifolium pratense (red clover) is the source of this 945-nucleotide messenger RNA. RefSeq lists its product as uncharacterized. The record is from RefSeq and is a predicted model, not a curated record. Bases 1 to 945 code for a protein of 314 amino acids. NCBI's taxonomy places the organism in Eukaryota, Viridiplantae, Streptophyta, Magnoliopsida, Fabales, Fabaceae. The transcript has 2 exons.
AUGGAUGCAAAUACUUUCACAGAUUUUGCCACCAACCCUUCAAAUCCAUAUUACCUUCACCCCAAUGAAAACCCUUCUUUGAUUCUUGUUACACCACUACUUAAUAGCAAGAAUUACUCUUCGUGGUCUCGGGCGAUGAAGGUAGCCCUAAUUUCCAAGAAUAAGCUUCGAUUUGUCGACGGCUCGUUUUUGUGUCCUUCACCAACGCAUGCCUUGUACGAACAAUGGAUCCGCUGCAACAACAUGGUUCUGUCAUGGCUUCAACGCUCAAUUUCUGAAAGCAUCUCCAAAUCCAUUCUAUGGAUCGACAAAGCUUCUUCUGUUUGGACCAAUCUUGAACUUCAUUUCUCACAAGGUGAUAUUUUUCGAAUCGCUGAUAUUCAAGAUGAUCUAACUCGAUUUCAACAAGGUACUCUCGAUAUCUCUAAUUAUUAUACUCAAUUAACUGCGAUGUGGGAAGAAAUCGACAAUUUUCGUCAUACCAAAAAUUGCACUUGUGCAAUUCCUUGCACUUGUGGUGCUGCUUCAGAUUUUCAAAAAUAUAAGGAACAAGACAAGGUAAUCAAAUUUCUAAAAGGAUUAAAUGAGCAAUACUCUCAUGUUAGAUCCCAUAUCAUGUUAAUUGAACCCCUCCCAAAUUUGUCAAAAACCUUCUCCAUGGUUUUAGGUCAAGAACGUCAAUUAAACCUCCCAAUCCUUCCUGAUCCUAGCACUGAAAAACAACCCCUUGCUAUCGGUGGUCGUGGUGGACUCGGCGGUGGUCGUGAUACUGGUGGUUGUACUCAUUGUGGGAAAAAUAACCACAUUGUUCAAAAUUGUUUUGUCAAAUAUGGAUAUCCUCCUGGUUUCCAACAGCAGAACAACAAGGCUUAUGUUAAUCUUGCUGAAAAUUUUGCCUAUGAACAAAACUCAACUCAAGAAACAACACCAAAUACUCCUUCUUAA